AUGGGGUACUCACGCAGCACCCUCGAGCUCAAGGAUGACACCGCCAUUGUUGUCCUCGGUGCAUCCGGAGAUCUGGCUAAGAAGAAGACCUUCCCGGCCCUCUUUGGCCUCUACCGCAACAAAUUCCUGCCUAAGGGAAUCAAGAUCGUCGGUUAUGCCCGGACGAGCAUGGACCACGAGGAGUACCUGAGACGCGUGCGAUCCUACAUCAAGACCCCCACCAAGGAAAUCGAGGAGCAGCUGGAUAGCUUCUGCGGGCUUUGCACCUACGUCUCCGGUCAAUAUGACCAGGAUGACUCCUUCAUCAACCUGAACAAGCACCUGGAGAGCGUCGAGAAGGGUCACCGCGAGCAGAACCGUGUCUUCUACAUGGCCCUUCCCCCCAGUGUUUUCAUCACCGUGUCCGAGAAGUUAAAGAAGAACUGCUACCCCAAGAACGGCAUCGCCCGAAUUAUCGUCGAAAAGCCUUUUGGCAAGGACCUGACCAGCUCGCGCGAGCUGCAAAAAGCCCUCGAGCCCAAUUGGAAGGAGGAGGAGAUCUUCCGGAUUGACCACUACCUGGGUAAGGAGAUGGUCAAGAACAUUCUGAUCAUGCGCUUUGGCAACGAAUUCUUCAACGCCACUUGGAACCGCCACCACAUCGACAAUGUUCAGAUCACGUUUAAGGAGCCGUUCGGCACUGAGGGCCGUGGGGGUUACUUUGACGAGUUUGGCAUCAUUCGUGACGUGAUGCAGAAUCAUCUUCUGCAAGUUCUGACGCUGCUUGCCAUGGAGCGUCCCAUCUCCUUCUCGGCUGAAGAUAUCCGUGACGAGAAGGUUCGUGUUUUGCGCGCCAUGGACCCCAUCGAGCCGAAGAACGUCAUCAUCGGCCAGUACGGCAAGUCGCUGGACGGCAGCAAGCCCGCGUACAAGGAGGACGACACGGUUCCCCAGGACUCGCGGUGCCCGACCUUCUGCGCCAUGGUCGCGUACAUCAAGAACGAGCGGUGGGACGGCGUGCCUUUCAUCCUGAAGGCCGGUAAAGCCCUGAACGAGCAGAAGACCGAGAUCCGCAUUCAAUUCCGUGAUGUCACCUCGGGCAUCUUCAAGGAUAUCCCCCGCAACGAGCUGGUCAUCCGUGUCCAGCCCAACGAGUCGGUGUAUAUCAAGAUGAACUCCAAGCUGCCCGGUCUGUCCAUGCAGACUGUGGUUACCGAGCUCGACUUGACCUACCGUCGCCGCUUCUCCGAUCUCAAGAUCCCCGAGGCGUACGAGUCUCUGAUCCUGGAUGCGCUUAAGGGCGACCACUCCAACUUCGUCCGCGACGACGAGCUGGAUGCCAGCUGGAAGAUGUUCAGUCCUCUCCUACACUAUCUGGACGACAACAAGGAGAUCAUUCCCAUGGAUUACCCUUACGGUUCCCGGGGUCCCGCUGUCCUCGACGAUUUCACCGCGUCCUUUGGAUAUAAAUUCAGCGACGCCGCAGGCUACCAGUGGCCGGUGACGUCUGCUCCCAACCGGCUGUAG
This is a messenger RNA of Aspergillus candidus, 1506 nucleotides long. RefSeq names its product glucose-6-phosphate dehydrogenase. Gene Ontology annotation, molecular function: glucose-6-phosphate dehydrogenase activity; NADP binding. The record is from RefSeq and is a predicted model, not a curated record. Lineage: Eukaryota; Fungi; Ascomycota; Eurotiomycetes; Eurotiales; Aspergillaceae. The transcript has 9 exons. Gene Ontology annotation, biological process: pentose-phosphate shunt, oxidative branch; glucose metabolic process. Bases 1 to 1506 code for a protein of 501 amino acids. Gene Ontology annotation, cellular component: cytosol.